Messenger RNA from Trichosurus vulpecula (common brushtail), 1514 nucleotides. RefSeq names its product zinc finger and BTB domain containing 8B (gene ZBTB8B). The transcript has 4 exons. The record is from RefSeq and is a predicted model, not a curated record. NCBI's taxonomy places the organism in Eukaryota, Metazoa, Chordata, Mammalia, Diprotodontia, Phalangeridae. Gene Ontology annotation, molecular function: protein binding; DNA-binding transcription factor activity, RNA polymerase II-specific; RNA polymerase II cis-regulatory region sequence-specific DNA binding. The coding region runs from base 67 to 1512 and encodes 481 amino acids. Gene Ontology annotation, biological process: regulation of transcription by RNA polymerase II.
CGGGGCAGGCUCUGAGGGAUUACAGGCAGCUCCCUUAGCAGCAGCAAAACAACGGCUGUAGCAGAAAUGGAGAUGCAGUCUUAUUAUACGAAGCUCUUGGGAGAGCUGAAUGAGCAACGCAAGAGGGACUUUUUCUGUGACUGCAGCAUCAUCGUGGAAGGCCGGAUCUUCAAAGCCCAUAGGAAUAUUCUCUUUGCCAACAGCGGAUACUUCCGAGCUCUGCUGAUCCACUAUAUCCAGGACAGUGGACGGCAUAGCACGGCCUCUUUGGACAUCGUUACUUCUGAAGCCUUCUCUACCAUCCUGGAUUUCCUCUAUUCAGGGAAGUUGGAUCUGUGUGGGGAGAAUGUGAUUGAGGUCAUGUCAGCUGCAAGCUACCUACAGAUGACAGAUGUGGUGAACUUCUGCAAGACUUAUAUCCGCUCCUCACUUGAUAUCUGCCGGAAGAUGGAGAAGGAAGCCGCGGCAGCUGUGGCUGCAGCUGUAGCUGCUCAUCAGGCUGAUGGUGGGAGUUCUGCAUCUAGCCGGGAGAUGACUUCCUGUGGUCCCAAAAGCCAGGGCCCCAUCUUGGUGCCCUUGCCAGAACAAAGAGAAGAAGUUGGGGACUGCCCCCAAGAUGCCCCUUGUGAGGAUUGUACCAACUGUCACCCACUGGAGCUAGUGGUGAAAGGCCCCCUGGGUAGUGACUCUGUGGAUGACUUCCCUUCUUUGCCCAAAGGGACAGAGCCCAAAGUGGAGUUUGACUCUGAUGAAGUCGGAGUUGGUGACCGGCUGCAGCAAUACUCAGCCCCAUUGGCUCUGGAACCCAUGGAGGGGGGUCUGCCUGGGAGUCAGGCUUUGGACCUGGCCUGUAAUAAUUAUCACAUGAAGCAAUUUUUAGAGGCCCUCUUGCGCAACAAUACAACCCAGAGCAAAGAGGAUGCUGCCCACUUUUCUCGAGGUUUUGAGAGUAGACCAGAGGAUGCAGGAGCGGCUGUGAGCUCUAUGAUGGACAUCCCAAGUGACUGGUAUGGAGAAGAUGCAGGUGACGUGCUGGUGGUUCCCAUCAAACUCCACAAGUGCCCUUUCUGCCCAUACACAGCCAAGCAGAAGGGCAUCCUCAAACGGCACAUCCGUUCCCAUACCGGUGAGAGACCCUACCCCUGCGACACCUGUGGCAAGAGGUUCACCCGACAGGAGCACCUGCGGAGCCACGCCCUGAGUGUCCAUCGCUCCAAUCGACCAAUCAUUUGCAAGGGUUGCCGGAGAACCUUCACAAGCAGCCUAUCCCAGGGGCUGCGGAGGUUUGGUUUAUGUGACAGCUGUACAUGUAUUACGAAUCCACAAGAUGACCCUGUACCCAUCAACCUGAACCAGAUGGAGGCAUCCUCUGAGGGUCAGGAGAAGGGUGAUACAGGCAACGACUGGCCAAUAUAUGUGGAGUCUGGUGAAGAAAAUGAUCCCACUGGAGAUGAUUCUGAUGACAAGCAACAACUGCAUCGAAGCCUUCUGGACCGGGAGGCACUGAUGUAGCA